Komagataella phaffii GS115 is the source of this 1716-nucleotide messenger RNA. RefSeq names its product Actin-interacting protein. The transcript is spliced from 2 exons. The coding region runs from base 1 to 1716 and encodes 571 amino acids. Gene Ontology annotation, biological process: actin filament depolymerization; positive regulation of actin filament depolymerization. The record is from RefSeq and is a predicted model, not a curated record. NCBI's taxonomy places the organism in Eukaryota, Fungi, Ascomycota, Pichiomycetes, Pichiales, Pichiaceae. Gene Ontology annotation, cellular component: cortical actin cytoskeleton. Gene Ontology annotation, molecular function: actin filament binding.
AUGUCAAUUCAGCAAGAUUCACUUCUAGCUCCAUCCCCCUCCACAACAAGAGCCGUGGCGGUUCAUCUCUCCUAUGACGCCAAAUCUGAUAAGAUAGCAUAUGCUUCGGGGAAGUCGGUCUAUGUUAGAUCUGUUAGCAAUCCAACGGAUGCCAAGCAGUUCAUCAAACACAAUUAUAAUACCACUGUUGCAAGGUUUUCUCCUUCAGGAUUUUACGUUGCUUCGGCCGAUGAGGCUGGUAAUGUUAAAGUUUGGGAUCCCAUCGGUGAUGAGAUGGUUGUAAAGAGUGAGUUUCAAAUUCUCAAUGGAAGAAUCAAUGACAUUGCCUGGGAUGCGGACAGUCAACGUAUUAUUGUUGUUGGUGAUGGUAAAGAAAGAUAUGGACAUUGCCUGACCAUGGAUACCGGAAACACUGUUGGAGAGAUUAGUGGACAUUCUGCUCCCAUCAAUGCUGUCAGCAUUAGACCUGUAAGACCAUAUAGAGCAGUGACAGUAAGUGAUGAUGGUGGACUUGUUUUCUAUCAGGGGCCUCCUUUCAAGUUUGUCAAGUCCGUUAGAAACAACCACUCCAACUUUGUUCGUGAUGUUCGCUACAGUGAUGAUGGUAACACCAUUGUCAGUGUUGGAGCAGAUAAGAAAAUCGUUCUUUAUGAAGGUAAAACCGGAGAUUUGAUUAAAGUAGUUGAGAAUGCUCAUGAUGGUGGAAUAUUUUCUGUUUCUUGGAAGGGUGAUAAGUUUGUUACGAGUUCCGCCGAUAGCAAGGUAAAAUUAUGGGAUUCUGAAGGUUCUCUCCUAAAAACUUGGUCACUUCCCAAGAAAGUGGAAAACCAUAUCCUUGGUGUUGUAACAACCGCCGAUUACAUUCUUGCUCUUACAUUGUCUGGUGAACUUUACUACUUCGAAGAGAAUCAAGAUGACUAUGUUCAAGUAAUCCAAGGACAGCAAAAAAGCAUUACAGCUUUGAACGUAGACAAUGAUCAAAUUACAACAGGAGCAUACGAUGGAAGAAUACUACGAGAUGGUAAAAUUGUUGAAGGUCACAAUAAUUUGGUUGUUGGAAUUUUGAGUAAACCCAUUCCGGUCACAACAGCUUGGGAUGAUACACUCAGAAAGUUGGACUCCAGUGUAUCAGUAAAACUUUCAAGCCAGCCAAAGGACAUUGCCGGUAACAGCAACAUACUUGCUGUUUUGGAUCAAGAUGGAGUUACCAGUUAUGAUCCCAGCUUGAAACAGAUCGAUAAACUCUCUAUCGAAGCCACUAGUUUGGAUGUAUCUGAGAAAUACAUUAUUAUUGGUACUCCAGAGAAAGUACUAGUGUACGACACUACUUUGAAAUUGAUCAGCGACAAACUACCUGUGUUAAGAUCUCCAUCAUCUGUAGUCUCAAUUUCUCCGAACGAGAAGUACGUUGCAGUUGGUGACAACGGGGGAAGGAUUACACUUUUUGAUAUUGAUGGUGGGAGUGUCAAGACCUCCAGGUGGAGUUUCCACACUGCUAAAGUCAAUUCUAUUUCUUGGAAUGAGGACAACGACCAUGUCGUAACGGGUUCCUUGGAUACCAAUAUAAUCAUAUACUCUGUCGAGAAGCCUUCACGAAAUAUCAAGGCUUUGAAUGCUCAUAAAGAGGGAGUUAAUGGAGUGGCUUGGAGAAGCCAGGACAAGAUUGUUUCUGUAGGAUCUGACGCUACAGUAAAAGAAUGGUCUGUCACCUAUUAG